This is a messenger RNA of Soboliphyme baturini, 499 nucleotides long. The record is from the annotation of a GenBank genome assembly. Lineage: Eukaryota; Metazoa; Nematoda; Enoplea; Dioctophymatida; Soboliphymatidae.
UUACCUUCUCUAGCAUUUUGAGGCGGAGGGAAGCAUUUAGGCAGGCCUGUUUCGAUCAUGAUGUGGAUGGGCAAGAGCAUUAUAUGGCAUUAACUGGGGUUUGUCGAGCAAAAUCAGUGCUUCUGUUUUAUUUUUCUUCGUCGGCUACUUUGCAAUACAUUUGACAGUUUGCAUUACAGGAGGAAUCCACAAGAAAACGUCUUGUUCGUCUGGCGAGACUUGUUGUGAAUUGAUCAGUGAGGACUACGGUUGCUGCCCGCUGCCGCUUGCCGUGUGUUGCACUGACAAACUUCACUGUUGCCCACACGGAACCGUGUGUGAUUUGAAGCACGUUCGCUGUGUUGUACCUUUCGGCAAGAACUACAGCAGUCAUUUUCGUUUUGUUGAUAUGAAACUCAAAAAACCUCAAAUUUCGAGUUCCCCGCUCACAUCUUUACAUCUAAUCCAAAAUGCCCUUCAGAUUAUUGUUUUACAAUCUCGCAGCACAGGAGCUUGGUAA